This is a messenger RNA of Lytechinus pictus (painted urchin), 3877 nucleotides long. RefSeq names its product tRNA pseudouridine synthase-like 1. Gene Ontology annotation, molecular function: pseudouridine synthase activity; RNA binding. The transcript has 7 exons. The record is from RefSeq and is a predicted model, not a curated record. Lineage: Eukaryota; Metazoa; Echinodermata; Echinoidea; Temnopleuroida; Toxopneustidae. Gene Ontology annotation, biological process: tRNA pseudouridine synthesis. Bases 69 to 980 code for a protein of 303 amino acids.
CCAUACAUUAUUACGUCUGCUAACGUCGGAGGGUGGAUGUGCAUGUGUUCGUUUCCACCGCUGUAAAAAUGGGACGUUUUAUCGUUUAUUUCCAAUACAUUGGAACAAGAUAUAGGGGUGUUGUUAGAACGACUGGUCAUUCUGCUGCUGGAGAAAGGUUUAUUGGUGUCCAAAAUGUACUUGAAGGAGCAUUGGACGAGCUGAGACCAGUAGAUCCUGUUCGGCUUCAUGUUUCCAGCAGAACAGACUCCGGAGUCCAUGCCUUGUGUAAUACAGCUCAUUUCGACAUGGUCUUCAGGUCCAAGAGAACCGGUGAACCUCGGGAUAUACCUCCAGAAAGCAUUACGGCGGCUGUCAAUAAGAAACUACAGCAUCAGGAUAUCAGAAUCAUCAAGACUUUGAGAGUUCCAGACAACUUUCACAGCCAACAUCUUGCCAUGGGAAGAACAUACCUCUAUCGCCUUGCCUUGGGAUGUAGACAGAUACAGCUGCCCGUCUUUGAAAAGGAUAGGUGCUGGGCUAUCGAACAAAGGCUUGACAUCCCGUCAAUGGAGGAAGCAUCCAAAAGAUUUCUUGGUACCCAUGAUUUCACCACCUUCAGGAGUACCAGCGUAGAUGACGACAAGAAAUCUCCCAUCAAGACCAUCAAUAUGAUUGACUUCAGGACCACGCAUGGAUUUCUUGAUCAUCACUGUAACGAGACAGCUCGGUUAGAUUUCCUCGAGGUGACCUUUCAGAGUAGAUCCUUCUUAUACAGACAGAUUCGUAGAAUGACAGGAGCGUUAGUCGCAGUUGGUCUGGGUCGUAUAGCGCCCUCAGACAUCACAACCAUGUUGCAGUCAUGUGAUAACAGUCACAUGCAUGGUACUACAAUGGCUCCUGCUCAUGGCUUGUAUCUCAAAGAAGUACUGUACAAUGAAAAUGAUCUGAUAUUUCACAAUACCCCAUCAGAACCUAGCGAAGACACAUCCAUUACCUGAAAAAAGUUAUUGACAGUUUUCCCACGAUAUCAUCGACGUUAUACCGACUGCAAGAUUGAAGGAUUGAUAAGGUACACUCUUGUUUCAUCAAUAACCACUUGUUCUAACAGUUAAUUGAACUCUGCAUGGUCUAACAUCAUUUUGCUAACAACCAGUGCCGACUGCACGGAAACGUUGUUAGCCUAACAGAGCGCGAAGAGUAAGCCCAGUCACAUCUUUGGGAUUGUGAAGUCAAAACAUUUAUUUCAAUGUGUAAGUAGUGACAUUGGGCAUCGCUGCCACAAUACCGGUUGUAACAGGGCCUCUGUUAGCGCAAGCGCAUUGUUAAUGCUAACAACGUUUCUGUGCUGUCAGUACAGGGCCCGAUUGGCCCGUAUUCUGAAGUCUGGUUUAACUUAAACUCGGGUUUAAAUUUGUGGUUUAAGUAUGGAUAGCCAAUUGUUACAUAAAUCACCAACAGUAGAGAUAUCAUAUUUCAGCUCAUUUGGCUCUCAAAUCAUUCACAAUUGUCUAGGAAGUAUAAAUAGAUGAUCAUCUUCACCAUCGAUGAAUCAGGAAAGAGCACAGUGAAUAUAAGAAACAUGCAACUUAUUAAACAUUUUGACACUUUUGGCUUCCCAUAAUUUUAGCACAGAGUUAGACCAUGGUCUAAGUUAAACCUGACUUCAGAAUACUGGCCAUUGUGUUUAAGGUACCAUUAUGGUAAAUCUGUCAUCCAGUGGUAACUUUCAUUCUAUCUUUAAUUUUGAUUGGCUGUUGAGAAUCUUCACCAUGGAAGCUACCAAUGAUGGCAAACUUAUUGUAAUGGUAUCCUUUAUGUGACUGGACCCAGUUCAUCAUUAUUCAUUUAUUCAGUUCAAGUAUUUAGUUGUAUUUCAAUAUUUGGUCUAAUAUCCAGUUUUGGUAACCCUUUCAGUCUAACAUACAUGUAACUUGAGCUGAUUUUUGCUAAGAUUACAAUGAAAAAAGGUAAUUAGACCAUAAAAACAUGGCAAUAGAUUGGUAGCACAAGUGGCCUUUACAAUCAUUUUGCAAUUAGAUAAAAUGCCAGGUCAAGAAAAGGAAAGGGGGACCAUAAAAGGGUUAAGACUAAAUGCUGAUAAUGCUGAUAGUCCAUCUGGAAUUAGACCAAUCUAGUGUGUGUGUGUUUGUGCAUUUAGCUUGUACAUCUGUGUUUCAAUAAUGUAUGAUUACGCAUGCUUGGUACCGACCUUGAAUGUCGUCAUCCGAAGGACAUGGUCAGGGCUCAAAACUCAAACCUUGAGCCUCUGCAUCGGUUCAGAACUUUCGCAUUGUAGCUUGGAUUACAGGCAAUACAACAAUGCCCAAUCAGUUUUAGACAAAGUGUAUAUAAGGUUAGGACAGUUCUUUUAUCAUCUCACAGUGUUUGCUGUAGAAGAGUGAUAUCACUGAUAUCAGGGUCUAGCUACUCAGGGGUUUGUGAUCAAAUCAGAGAUUCAAAAUAACAAUUAUGAUUGGUAGUUGGGAGGUCAUUGGAACAAAUUGUGCAAGCAAUAAAUGAUCUUGUUUGGUCCUUGCAAUGUUUAUGGUUUAACACCACUUCUGUGUGAUAUUAUUCAUUUUGUUGCCUUGUAAUCUUAAAAAAGUGUUUCAGAGGGGAACUUAGUUUAUCUUGUCAGCUGUAUCUAAUUCUCAUUUUCUGGCAAAAGACAAAGUGCUGGUUAGAAGAAAAGAAAUAGCAUAUGGACCUAAAGUUUCAGCCAAAUGCUGAAAACCUAUAUCAAAAUGAAUUUAUAUCUAGCUCGAUGACUGAAUAUUUAUGUUAGAUUGAUUAUAUGUAAAGGUUAUGUGAAUUUUUAACCAUUUAUAAUAGAUGGGUUCCUUCUCUUCAUAUGUACAGAAGUUAAUUCAUACACUUGUACUGUGUAGAUUAAAUUAUCAUAAUUUGAGAUUUGUAACAGCAUUUGCUUGCUAUUCUCCAUGUUCUUUAUUAGAGUUAACAGUUUGUUAAUGAUUCACAAAGGUUUAGAUUUUUUUCAUAUAAGGAUGUAUGAAAUAAAGUGCCUAUUUUAUUUAUACACCGCAUAGGUAGAAUGAUUAAAUUUUUCUGAGAAAUAUCAGUGCAUUGUAGUACACAAACACAUCGUAGAGCUGUGCUCAUGUGUUGUCAUAAUAAUAGAACUUUUCAAAAUCAUUACUCUGUAAUUUCACCAAUCAUUCAUUGAAAUGUACUCUCAUAUUUCUGUUUUUCGUAGCAACUUGAUGGGAUUCCUCUUUAACACUUUUCACGCGUGCUUUGUACCAAUGCACACUCGGUGCCGAGCGAACUUCGCAUUUCGUGCUCAAACAAUCAGUGCUUCCCUCCCUGAUUAAUUCAGCACAGAGGGGUUCCUGACCCAGCGCACAAAGAGUUAAGUGAAAAUAACAGCAGAAAAAGGUGUAUCAAGGAUAGUAUUUACAAAUCAUCAAAUUCAAAUUUGUGCACAAAAGAGGUAUAAAUCUCAUCUUCCCUUAAUUUUUCAAAAAUUUUAUUAUUAAGUUUCAAAUAGUUAAUUUCAGUCAGUGGUUAUAUGAUAUAUAAAACACAUUAGCAAAAAUAUAUAAGUCAUAUUUAUAUAUUUUAGAAAUAUCUUAUUUAUUCAUUAAUUCAUCUACAGUUAUAUAUUUUAAAGGAUUUUAGUAUUAUUAGAAAUUCAGUAGCUGUACAUAUAGUGGUAUAAUAUCAAUCAUGUUUUCACAAUCAUACAAUAUGAGUCUAAUUUUUACAGACAUGUGCUCAAGAUGUACCCUGUAAAAUGUGUAUAAUAUAAGCUGGUGCCACUUCAGGUCAACUGAAGAUGGGGAAAUAUAUGGUGUCAAGUGACAUCUGCAAUGUAAUUAUUAGAAAGUUUCCUAUAUCAGUUUGCAAGUCAAAGGUAAAAAAACAGUCUUUGUUC